CCGCAGCCCCGCGCGCAGCGUGCGGUCAAGAUGGCGCUGCUGCGGCAGGCCUACAGCUCGCUCUUCCGCCGCACCUCCACCUUCGCCCUCACCAUCAUCCUCGGCGCCGUCGUCUUCGAGCGCGCCUUCGACCAAGGCGCCGACGCUAUCUUCGAGCACCUCAACGAGGGGAAACUGUGGAAACACAUCAAGCACAAGUAUGAGGAGAAGUGAAGAUGGAAAUGCUCAGCAGCAGGAUCCAGCCUGGGGUGGCAGAAAGAGCCUGCAGAGAAGGAUGUGGCCUCCUGAAGCUGGCUGUAUCAAACCAGAAAUGGAUUCCUGCUUGAACAGCUCUGAGGCAGAUUGCAUCAGCCACCUCCUGCUGGGAUGGAGCCCGAGAGGGGCUCAGGGAGUUCUGCUGCUGCUCUUCUCAAACUUACCCUGUUAAAAUAAAGCAUUCUUGGUCUGUCU
Dryobates pubescens (Downy woodpecker) is the source of this 450-nucleotide messenger RNA. RefSeq names its product cytochrome b-c1 complex subunit 9. The transcript has 2 exons. The coding region runs from base 31 to 213 and encodes 60 amino acids. The record is from RefSeq and is a predicted model, not a curated record. NCBI's taxonomy places the organism in Eukaryota, Metazoa, Chordata, Aves, Piciformes, Picidae. Gene Ontology annotation, biological process: mitochondrial electron transport, ubiquinol to cytochrome c.